AUGGACGGAUUAUUCAUUAUAGGACAUCAGAAUAUUAUCCUGUACCAGGACUACAAUGAAUCCCUACGGGAUAAAUUUAUAGAGCUGGGAAAAGCCAAUGGAUUGCUCGAGGAGAAUUUUGAGGAACGUGAACUUGAUAGUGAUGUUGUAAUGCAACUCCUUAAUCCCAUUGUCACCUCCCAGCGCAUAAUGUGCAGUCAAUUUGACAAUAGGUACACAAGAUUGGAGACAAUGGGGGAUCUUGGGGUACACUAUGAUGAGCUCUUUGGUUUCCUCUACCUCAAAAUGGGAUCCGGAGAUGUGAUAAAAGAGAAGAAGAUCCUCACAGCAUGCAGGGAAUUUAGUAGAUUAAUCUGUGGCCCCGAUAUACAACUCUUGCGAAUGGAUUAUGAGAAGAAUAACCUCCUGAGGAAUCUCAUGAAGAUAUGGAUGGAAUUGGAUGCGGAAGAUCAGGCGACGCAUUUGGAGAGAGUGGAGUAUAUGGUGGUGUCGCGAGAGAUGAGAAAUCAAGUUUUCGCAAAAAUCCAAGAUAGCCUGAAGAAUCUCAAGGAGGAACCACAUUUCGUUCACUACCAUGGCUUCCUCUUUAGCCGCGGGAAGCUCUUGACGGUGUACUCCAAUCGUGGUGCUAAGGAUGUCUCCCCGCGGGAUUUGUUUCACAUUAAAAUCCUUGGGACACAGGUGGGUGGCUCCUCAAGUUGCCACCUAAUCUACCUGACGGGUGUCCAGCACUUCUGCUUGCCGCACAUUCUCUUCAGCUAUCGCAUAUCAAACACCCUCAUCUUCCAGCUGGUUAUUGAGUAUGACAAUUCCGACGUGGCUGAUGUGAUUUUCAAUACCCUAACAUUCCUCUGCAAGAUCCACAACUACCCCCUGGAUGCUGAUAAUAUUAAACAGAUGAUUGACAGGAGUGACAUGGCCAUUAAGCAAAUUCUCGAGGCACUGCGCAACAAUAAGCUGGCAAAAGUUGAGGCAGAACGCAUGGGGAAGAGUGUUGAUAUGCGUUGGAGUGGGAUGAAGAAGAAAUUCAAUGAAUUGGCGAAGAAUUCAUCCUAUCGUGAGGUCACAAAGUUCUUUGAGGCCUCCCUCCCAGGACUAAUUGAUUGUUUAAAGCUCCUCUUCAAAACCCUCUUCUUCGACACCUUCCUCACCCUUUCAUCAAACACUCUUCUAAUGGAAGCGUCUGCUGUGUUGAAAUCCCAUCUCGAUGGCGGAAUUGUCAGUGAAUCCGCACUUGAACAACAAAAAGCCGCCAUGAAGGCCUACAUCGAUGAAUACCCUGGGCUCAUUCAUUUUGUUUUCGUCGACAACACCGAUGGUAGGAUUAUUUCACCUGAACGCAAUUGGGAUGACACCCGCCUGCUGUCCAGGGAGAAAUUCUUCAGUACAAUCGAUCUCAUUGCGAAGUACAAGAAAAAGGGACGAAGUUCAGUCAUUUGGAAGGGCCCCGAACUCUGUUUCUCCUUCUUCACGUGGUACGAAGAUGAAUGUGGGCAAUACUUGGAUCCAAAGGAGGUGUCCGCAUGCCCGGAAAAUCCCACAGCAUCGGCAAAUUACUAUCAGAAAAUCACCGAAACCCUCUUUCAGCGCACCACCACUGUACAACGAAUUAAAUCCUACGAUCUCUACCUCAUCCACCUUGGGCUUGUCAACUCAAAUCUCUGCCUUGAGCACUCACGUCGCAUUUCUAUGACCAUAAAUGACAUAAUGGGUUCUGGAGGGAAUCCCCUGGAUAUCCUCUAAAUUUCCUACGAGACUUCCGGAUAAUUUAGUUUUCUUUCAAUUUAUCCUUCAGGAUUUUUUUUACAUAUAAUAAACAUUCCCCCAGCACAUUCUCUUGCAUAUCUUGCCCCCAUGAGCCACCAAAGGGCGUUUAAUUGUACAUACAUUCCAAUACCUAAGUUUUGAGGAAACCUAAGAUUUGUGCCAAAAUAAGAUCAAAAAUAAUUUGUAAUGCAAAAGAUUGGAGAUUUUAUGUAGAUUGUACGAAGAAAAAAUUAAAUAAAAUCGCUUUAAAUAAUGC
Molecule: messenger RNA, 2023 nt
Organism: Lutzomyia longipalpis
Lineage: Eukaryota; Metazoa; Arthropoda; Insecta; Diptera; Psychodidae
Gene: HPS1
Product: BLOC-3 complex member HPS1
Exons: 2
Coding region: 1-1743 (580 amino acids)
Biological process (GO): vesicle-mediated transport
Cellular component (GO): BLOC-3 complex
Molecular function (GO): guanyl-nucleotide exchange factor activity
Source: RefSeq, a predicted model, not a curated record